AAUGCCGCUUGCAUCGCACCUUUCCUCGCGUUUUCUGCGCCAUGUCGUGCCUUCCUUCGCCCGCACUCGUCAACGACUGCCGCUCGCCUCCGUCAACUUUGUGCGUUGGUCACCACAGCGCGCCUACGCAGUCGGCUCCAGCUCCGCGCAGUCCGCAGCUGCACACUCAGACACGGUGCACGCCGCUUCGUACCACCCAGACGCCCCCUCUCUCCUCGAAGUCCAGCCGUCUCCUGUGGAGGUGCACCAAGUCAUUGUCCGCGCCGUGCAGCGGGGAGAGUGGGAACACGCCAUUCGACUGCUACUGGGUGCCCUGCACAGCCACUGUGUCCCCCUCGCCGAGACGUACCAACUUGUCCUCCUCGCUGCCCUGCGAGGCGGUGGAUGGCAAUCGAGUGUGGAGUUGACGGAGCAGGUAGCUACGAGCCCCCUCUCCACAACCGCCAUCUACCACACAGUAGCCGACGCACUCCUCUCCCAGAAGGGGCAAGAGUCGCACGGCUUUAGUGAGGCGCUCGCCCGUACUGUCAUGCAAGAGUUGGUGCCGCUGAUGCUGGCCGACGCCACACGGCACGUGGCGUGGAAGCCGCGCCACCGCGAGAGUGUUCUGCGGGUGUUGGCCGAAGCAAACCACCCACAGCUGGCCACACAGUUGUUCGAGCGGUGGUCGACGUCGCAGGGCGGCGCGUACGCAUGUGGAGGGCGUGAGGCCGCGCUGUUGAUGGCCGCCUUCGCCACCACUGGCGAUUGGCGCUGUGCGGAUGCCCUGCGCGUGCGUCUGCCGACGGUCUCGGGCGACGUGUUGGUGGACUACGUGCGUGCCUUUAUAACAGCCCUGAAGAGCAGCGGAGGUGUGCCGGCAGGAGCAUCAGCUGGCGGUGCUGGCCUUCCACAGACGUCCGCGAAGAGCCAAUCGGAGCUGGUACCGUGGGAGGUGGCGAUGGACGUCGCAGCGAAGCACAAAGAGAGCCCCUCCUUAGCGGCGGCAGCGGCACAACUGCAGCACGUCGCACAUCAAUCUGCCGCACCGACGGACGUGUCGCGUUGGUGGUGGGCCGCAGAGACGACGGUACACACCAAGCUGACGGAGCUGCGGAGGCGUGCGUUGAGGUCCACCGAUGAAGUGACGCAGCUCCUCACGCAAAGUCACGUGACAAAGGCGGGUGUAGUGGAGCUGCUGCGUGCUAUUGAGGAAUCUGGCGUGCUUUCCGCAAACGGUGAUCUGUCACACUACUGGACGCAGUGGCUGGAGGUCGUGCUGGCACUCAGCUGGUACUGCCCGAGCGCCCUUGUGUCGUCGAACGGGUUCGCGGACGGACUCGCACGUUUGCUGCCGCGGCCACACUUGAAGGUAGUGCAUCCCUCUAGCGUCACCUCUUCCUUUACUCCGUUGAAUGCUAGUAGGGAGAAGGAUCUUCCUUUGUGGCAGUACGUUGUAGCGCGCAUGCUGGCCGAGACGGCAAGCGAUGGCCAAAACAGUGGUGUGGCGCGCUGCGUGCUAACCUUCACGGCGACACUUCACUACCUGCUGUUCGCGCAAGAGAGAGCUGCUUCGUCCACAACUCUCUCCAACUCCGCUGCGCAAGAUAUCUCGGAGACCGUGGGACACGCAUGCGCGAGAUGGACUGCGCAGCUCCGUGCCUUACAGCGCCGUCGUCACGCGGACGCAGACCUCGAUGGGCAAUCGCCUUCUGCCGUCGCAAGCACAGAUGCCAUCGUGGUGCACCUGAACACCCUCGGCGCCUUCACACAUCUCCCAACUUUCGAGCAGUGCGUCAGCGGUGUGUUGUGCGACGCCACAGCUAUGGCAGGUGCGGUGGACACAUCUAUACUAGCCUUCAUGAAGCCGUUGGAGCAGCUGGGAGAGGCAUCCGCGCUGUGCGAGGUGGUGUGUGCAGCCCUUAGCAAUGUGUCGUCGCCUCCCCCACACGCAGCGUACGUGCUUACGUUGUACACGUGUCAUGAACUGCAAAAGGGUACGGCUGUGGUCACACUGCGUCCUUUGCUGCGGCGAGUGGAGCUCGUCCUUCUCGACACCGCCUCCAACGCAGAUGCGCUGGUGCUCCUCUGUGCGCAACUGCAGUGGUGCUGGGGUGGCUCACUGGAAAGCCUCCGUGUGCUGGCCGUGCCGAUCCUCACACGUCGUCGGUGCUGGCAUGCCCUCGCCUGUCUGCUCGCCCGCUGCCCACCGCCGCUGUCGACGCAGGAGCAGCGCGCUGCCGCCACGUGUGCGGAGGAACAGCAGCUGGAGGAGCUGGAACUGCUGGUGCGCGCCGGUGACGUCGUACGUGCCUGGGAACGGUGGGGUGAAGUAUACAGCGAUGACGCCGCCGAGCUGUCCUUGUCCGUGCCUCUCCACACCGCACUCGUGUCUCUUCUCCUUUCGAAGGGCCGCAUAGAAGAGGCGUGCGAGGUACUAGCGGUGGCGCCUGUGGCGGGGGCGGGUGCGGCCUCCGAAGCAUCGUGGCCGCAUCUCGGGCUGCGCGUGUGCCGUCACGUUCUGCGAAACCCCCAACUCGAGCUGACGCUGUCGAACUUGUGGGAGGUGGCGCAGAUGGAGGGGAGUGCGGUGACAAAGCGAGAGGCGACGAUGGGCUUGGCCAUGUUUGCUGCUAUGGCGCUUUCGCUUGUGGGACGGGCGGCGGACGCUUUCCGUGUCCUCGACAUCGCAGAGGAGCAUGUGGUGCAGUACGAUGAGACGCACCACCAUCACCAUCAGCAGCACAACCUCCCCUCUCGAGAGGACAAACGCGUAGCAGAGAAGAGCGACUGGAGAAGCAGCUCCCUUGUCCUGCACAAAACGGAUGCGCAGAUGUCCGAGAGCAUUCCUCUCUAUGUCCAGUGCGCUAUGCCGCCCAUCCUGCUCUCCGCACUGUCGAGUGCGACCACUGUUAACGCAGAGCUCGAGAGCCAUCAAGCUGCUUCGGCGGUGCUGCGAGUAGCUCGUCAUGUUUUUCUCCUCACCUCCCACGCAGCAGAGGCUAUGGAGGCAUGGUCAGCCGUGCUUCCGCGUUUGUACACGACGGCGUUAAAACAUGCAGAAGAGAAGAGCAAUCGAGUUGGUGCUGGCGCCGCUGACGGUGACGCGGCGUCGCACGUUCUUUCGAUGGCGUGUCUUCUGUUAUCCGAGUCCGUCGGGCGGCAAGUGGCGGUGUCACAUGCCGUGCUGCAGUUGUCGGUCACUGCCAUCACCGCCAAGGCGUUCUCGCCUGACUGCACUACCGCGCUGACCGAGAGCGUUCGUCGGGCACUUUGUGCGCCGCUCGCGGGCAGCGAUGGCAGCUCGGAUAGCUCCAUCUCGAUGGUGCAGGCUAACGCCUCACAGGUGGCGCGGUCUCUUGCUGCUCAAGGCAGCUACGCGCAGGCGUUGGAGUGGGUGGAUGAAUUCAACCUGUGGACCGCCACCGCAGAUUCUGCGUGCAUCCCGGCCGCAACGUUGUGGAUGUGGAUUCAAGCAGGCUGCAGUGAUGCGCAGCGUCAAACAGACACGCGUGCCUCUCUGCAACACCAGCGCCGCUCCGAUGAAGCUGCGAAGAACGCGAAGGGAAAAGAAUCACACGCUGCGCUCUCCUCUUCGCGGUCUCUUGACGCCCUCCUCGAAUGUGGUGCUUGGCAGGAUGCCGUUAGUUGCUACAUGCACGUCGUUCUGGAGCCACGGGCGAACCAACUCAGCCCCACCACCGACCCCGCCCACACCCCCGACGCCGCAAUGGAGCUUGCGGAGCUGCGCGACAGUUAUCUUACCCCUCGCGUGUUAAACCGCGUAAUGCAGACGUUGGCCCACAACGCACCGUGGAGGACCUGCAUACAAGCCUGGAUGCUCCUAUGUGUCCACCUGCCGCUCUUCUCGUGGAACGCGUCGGCCAGCGAGGUGAUGCCGGCGCUUCAACUCCUGCUUUCUGCCAUGCAGCAGCAGGGGGCACAGUCACACGAUGUUGGGAUGGUGCUCGUGUGGAUCGCGGCGCAGUUCGACCCGCCUCUCUCUGCCAUCUCACCGCUCCUCCAGCAGUUUGCCUGCGCCGUCGCCGCGGCGCCGGUGUGGACGCGGGCUGAAGGCGAGCUGUGCGCUGCCCGGUUACAUCAGUUGCGGCACCUUCUUGGAGAACAGCGCGUGCGCGAGGCAACGCAGGCAAUCGCAGAGGCGGAGGUGGCCCUCGCAUGGCCGAUGCUGCGACUGCCGCAACAGCAGCGACAGCAGCCGUUGCCUUGUGUGUGGAAUGAAGGCGGCGGCGGCGUUGGCUCGGAGAUGUGGCUGCAGCCGGGCCGUCCCCUCCUGAGCAGCAGCGAGGUCGAUGCUUUGGCGGUGCUCGCCCCCCUGCUGGUGCUCGCCACGACGCCUCAGUUAGAGGUGCUCGCACGGCGACACCUCGGCGGCCGUUUCCAGGGAUUUGAGCUUAAGGCCCUCCUCUGGUGGUACCGCGACGAACUGCGGCAACGGGUGAAGGCAGCCCAGGAAUUGGCGGGCGACGACGCGCUCGUGCGGUACCUCGCGCACAAUGUCACGCUGCACGUGCACGCGUCGCAGGCUUUUGCGCAGGGGGUCGACAAAUCGGAGACGGCGGCUGCGAAGUGGCUGGCGGAAGUGGUGUUUGACGACUUAGUUCCCCUUCCCCUGGCCGCGCGGGUGUGGGCAGCAUGCCGCACGCCCGCCGCAGCGUUGGCGGCGUGUCGCUGGACGCCGUUGGUCGAGGCGGAGCUCUGUGAAGCGCUGCUGCGCCAUCACGGCAAACCCCCCGCUCAGUUGCGCACCGCCCCGCACAUCAGCCGACAGGCCAUCGCGCACUAUUGGAGCUGCUUCCACAUCGUGCUGGUUCCGGAGUUGCACUUCGGCCCUCUUGAGUUGUGCUGUCUCGCCGCGUAUGUGCCGGCUCUGAUGCAGCUCCGCACGCAGCACCCUGACUCUAUUCAGCCGGGUUACCGCUCCGCGAUGCGGGAGCUGGCAGGCCAGGUCCAUCGCACUCACUUCAGUCCAAGUCGGGUGCCGGCGGAGGACACCCUCGCCUACCUGCGCCGCCCGCACUCCGCAGCCGCCAUUGCCGCUGUUAUGACGACGGCGUACAAGAAGCUGAAGGUGUUGCAUUCGCAGCUUUUCACCAGCGCAGACGCGACGGCGGCAAGCGACGUGGCCCGUACGCUGCCGGGGCACCUGCACCAGCACUUCGCCACGUGUGGGGCGGCAGUCUCAUUCCCGGAUGAGACACCCGCUCGCCUGCAACAGGCAGACCUUGCUGCAGCAGCUCGCCGCCUGAGUGCACUUUACGAACACAAACCCUCGGCUCACCCUUCCUCCGCUUCGUAUUCUCUGUGCCAUUGCCCACCUGUCUUCUCCACAGUACACGAUCAUCGGGGCAGUGCGGAGGCGCCUCUCUCCAUUUCGGAGUUGCUCGGCUCCGCACAGAAGCGCCUGCCCUCACUUCUCACUCGAUCGUGGGUGAGUUGGGUCAUGGCGGCGUGCGUCGUGCCACGCCAGCCCAUCCCGCCCGCCGUCUCGUUGCUGUUGGUGGAAUGGGUGAAGAGUGCCCUCCACUCCCCACAAACGCAAGAGUACCACAACACGGACGUCAUCUCCAUUCACACUGCCCAGAUGCAAUGGAGCGCACAGGCAGCUGCGGGUCAACGCGAGCUGCAGCAGCGCCGGUGCCGUGAGCUGAGUUGUGUCUGGCAGCUGCUCACCGAUACAGAUGCGUGGUUGCUGAUGAAUUUUGGUCACCGGGCCGCCUUGGAGAAGAUGGUACGUCCGUCGACUGCGCAGGUGAGGGCGCUGCCAACGAAGACACGUGGCGGCGGUGGCGGUCAGGAGCGUAAAAAGACAGAGCAACGGCCGUUGAACGACCACUGCGAAUCGAAGUGA
Leptomonas pyrrhocoris is the source of this 5851-nucleotide messenger RNA. RefSeq lists its product as hypothetical. The coding region runs from base 530 to 5851 and encodes 1773 amino acids. The record is from RefSeq and is a predicted model, not a curated record. NCBI's taxonomy places the organism in Eukaryota, Euglenozoa, Kinetoplastea, Trypanosomatida, Trypanosomatidae. The transcript has a single exon.